AUUCCGAGGCAUGAUAGCCAGUCGGGGACCAAACGACGCAAAGUCCGCAAGGGCACACGCAGCUGUUGGGAGUGUAAGCGUCGGAAGGUACGGUGCACAUUCUCGAAAGCUUCAGACACAGUUUGCAUUGGAUGUGUCAGGCGGGGUACGGAGUGUCUUGGUCAAGAAUUCCCGGAGGAGAAUGUUCCAACCGUAUCGUCACCGAGUGACCGUAUUGUGCGCGUCGAAGCUCUGAUUCAGCAAUUG
Exophiala aquamarina CBS 119918 is the source of this 246-nucleotide messenger RNA. RefSeq lists its product as uncharacterized. NCBI's taxonomy places the organism in Eukaryota, Fungi, Ascomycota, Eurotiomycetes, Chaetothyriales, Herpotrichiellaceae. Bases 11 to 235 code for a protein of 74 amino acids. The record is from RefSeq and is a predicted model, not a curated record. The transcript has a single exon.